Pseudonaja textilis is the source of this 4582-nucleotide messenger RNA. The record is from RefSeq and is a predicted model, not a curated record. Lineage: Eukaryota; Metazoa; Chordata; Lepidosauria; Squamata; Elapidae.
CUCCUGGCUGGCACUACGGUGAGCAUGAUGGUGAAUACAGCGCCAGAGUUUGAAGCAGGAGCACAAGCAAUCUGGGCUUUUUACCUCCUCAUGAAUUCAAAAGCUCAAAGAACAGGUGAACCAAAAGGGGGGUGCCAGUUUGGGGCACUUUGGAUCCCCACUUCCCUCCUGAACCCAGGUGGUUUGGAGAAUCUGGUGAUAACCCGUGGCUUACUAACCUGUUGCAAGAAAGAGAUCUUGAGCUGUCUUCUGGAUGGUAAUAGCCCGCAAAAGUGCUUGUUGCUGGAUGUCCUGUUUCCGGUUGUUUUAGAUGUGAUGGAAGAACCCACAAGCUGCCCUUAUUACUCCUUCCAAGUUUUUUCUCUGUGGCUUCAACGCGUCCGAGAAAGUUUGGACCAACUCUGGAAAGUCAAGGAGAGCCCAUUGCUGGGCAACAAUUCAACACUUCUCCAAAAGCUAAACAAGAUUGUUUGGAACAAUGCAGAAAGUCCAACAGAAGGAGUGAGCAAUUUUGUCCAGAACUCCUUUCGGAUUCUCUUAGAGAUCUACAGCCUGGAAUGUGAUCACUUUGGGGAUCCAGAGAGAGCCCUGUUUAGAGAGUACCUGCAAAGAGUUAUUUUCAUGCCUUGGGAAGCAAGAGCGAGGUACUUCGCACUCAGUGCAAUUCUUCCCUACUUGGGCCCCCAAAAGGUUCUGGAGAUCUAUGCGGAUCUCCCUCGACAUCUCUUCAACUGCUUGUCCACCAACCGUCUGUGUCCCGUCGCUUCCGAUUUGUACAAAACUGUCCUACGACUGCAGCGCCAAGCCUGGACGGAGGAGAUGAAGGAAAAAGUCACGGAAGAACAGCUCGCCCACCAGUGGUCCAGGUGUUGGUUACCAACCUUCUCCAGUGCCUUGACAUCUUCUGACUCGUUCCUUCAGAGCAACGCCUCCAGCCAGCUUCUCGGGUGGACGCUGAGAGUUUUCCCUGCUUCUUACGCCCUGCUGGCCACAAGAUUUGCGGGCGGGGAGGCCCCUCAGCUCCGAACAUGGGUCUCCUUGUUGAACGUUCAGAAGAGCCUCGCGGGAGACUUGCUCACUGACGAGGAGACCCUGGAGAGGCUCACCUGCUGCCUCAUCUCCCAAGAAGACACUGUCCGUCUGGCAGCCUUGGGCUUCCUCUGCUCGGCUCCCAAGACCAGCCAAGUCUUAUUGGAGAAGGAGAUCCGUCUCUUAAAAGAAUUCCUGCCCCUGAAUCUGAGUUGCGAUUCCUCUUCGUUUCGGCAGCUCCUUCACGCCACGCUGAAGAAGGCGUUGGUCAGGAUGAGGGACAGUUCUCUCGCCAUGCUUCGUCAACGGAAGGUCAACCGGGAGGAAAGCUCGGUCAGAAAGGACCAAGAAAGGGAUGUCCUCCGAGCUGUAGACUUCGUGGAUUGGCUGCUGCAGCUCUGCAUGACAUCUCUAAUGUCAGGUUCCAACUACCAAAGAAGGAAAACAGCGCUUCUUCUCCUGGCAGCCAUCUUGGAGACCUUCACAGACACUUGGAGACCUGAGAGAAAGAAGGGUCAGCCUCCCCGCAACAUGGCUAUCUUAUUACGCUGGGCCACCAGUAAGGGCUACUGGGACUUCUUUUCUACUGGGAACACAUUGGCACUGUUGAGCUGCUUGCAGGAUAGCACCAAUGAGAUCCGUGAGUUGGCCUCGGAGUUGCUGAUCUCUUACUUCCCACCAGCUUUGCCGGGCUCUGUUGCUGGGACUCUCUUUGGGUGGGCCCUAGAAGCUGUGAGCAGUCCCCGGGUUCAAGAGUGUGAGGCAGGAGCAGCGGUGAUGAAGACUCUUCUUCCCAAAUUAGAUCGUCAUAUCUUGCAGCCAUCAUUGUUGGAAACCCAGAAGGAGCCAUCUAUGCCGUGCAAACAUCUCUCUUUUCUUGAACAUUUGCUCAACAUGCUCCGGAACCAUUUCGUCACAGCUUCUCAUGACUUAUUGCUGGCAGCUCGCACAACCCCAAUACAUGGGGUGAUUUUGGCGUUACGGAGAUGCCUGCUUGAAGAACCGGAGGUUGUGUCCUCUAUGUUAGAAGCGCAGAAGAUGCCACUCUGGCGUUUAUUCUUUCAGCAUUUGGUGAUGACAAUGAGAGACAUCAGCAAUUUACUCUUGAGCAUGUUGCAAAGUAAUGAAGCAUCAAGCACAGACCAACAUGCUUCAUCACCCUCCUUUGCAGACAUGGGAAAUGCCAUCGGCAGCCUUAUCCGGCUAGGAAAAGGCUUGGAGGAAGAGGAUACAGUUCUCCUCUCCAAAGAACAUAGCCUCAUUUUGACCUGUUGUUGGGUCUCGGUUAAAGAAAUUGGGCUGCUUUUGGGAGGCCUUGCGGAGAAAGUUCUACCCUGGCCACUCUCGGCAGGAUGUCAGCCUCUCCUGCCUCUUCAGGUUGUCCGCAGGGCUUCCAAGGUGUUCCAAGACAUCCUGCUGAAGUGCCGGCAUUGGGGAGCUGUGGAAGGCUGCAGUGUGGGCUUCACAAAGUUUUGUGCCACUCUACUCAGUCACCCUAGCCCAAAGCUACAAAACAUCCCACGGACUAUGCUCACAGAGGGUCUGGCUUUGUUAAGCAGCCCCAGAGGAAGCUCCGUUACUCGCAGGGCGGCCGGUUUCCCAAUGCUCUUCCUAUGCAUUGUGACAGGGGAAGAUCCCGCCGAGUCCCGGCCUCUUCUGGCUCAUUGCAUUCAGACAUUGGUCACCUUGGCCGACCAACCGAUCUCCCACAGCUCAGACCAGACAGUGGAUUUGCCCCAGGUUUCUGCCGUCCAUGUGCUUCAAACGUUAGUCCGUGGUUCCAACCUUGGACCCGCUUUGCAACAACACAUCACAUCCCUGAUGGUGUUGGUUCUCAAGGCUCUAAGCUCCCCUAGUUGGGCUAUGAGAAACGCAGCGAACCAACUUUUUGGUGCCUUGACCGCCCGCCUCCUUGGGCAGAAAUGGAGUCCGGAGGAUGGCCGUGCCAAGGAUGGUAUAAGCCCCGAAGCUCUUUUUGGCCGGCAUGUUCACCUGAGAAACAUCCUACUUGCAGAAUUGUCCUUAGCUGUGGAAGUGUCCGUAUCCGAAGGACCCAGAAGAGGGAAAUUCCACCUCUGUCCUUCCCUAUAUGCUGUCCUUACUUUUCUGGCCAAGUUGCAGCCCAGCGGAGACGCCCAGGACGGCACUCUCACCUGCUUCUUGGAGCCCCUGAUCCAGCUGUCAGGAAACCCCAUCUAUGCCGUUCGGGUGAUGGCCGCCAAAGCUUUGGUGCCUUUCAUUUCAGUGACGGACUAUGGAAAGAUCCUUCUGCGGUUGGCAUCCAGGUUCCCGCAGCCGGAGGCCGCUCUGUCCCAUAAUGCAUUGCAUGGAUGUCUGCUGCAGAUCCAGGCUGUGUUGAAUCAAGCUUUGGAGUUCGACCGGCUGCAUCCAGAGUUGCUGCGGUCCGUGGCCUGCAGGAUGGAAAGCCACAUCUGGUUGCUGAUGGACAUACGACGGUGCCCGUUAAUCUGUGCUGUUUACCUUCAGGUUUUGUCCUUGGUGCAACGAAGCUGUUCUCCAGGUUUUGUGCAGCAAGUGUGGGAGCUGUUGUACAGGGAUCUGGCCAGUCCUAAACCUGGUUUCUCUCCUAUCCAGCUUGGUUCUUCCAACUUCUGCCAAUGUGCUGUCAACUUCCUAAGCCAAGAAGCCACAAGACAGGAAUCUCCUGAAAGAAUCCGUGAUCUAAGCUUGCUUCUGCAAAAAGGAAAUCCUGACGUGCAAGUGGCUGUUCUAACUUGGUUGUUGGACAACGAGGAAGGGAAAGGCUUGAAGUCUAACAAGGAACUGCAGUUGAUAUUCAUGGAAAAAUUCAAGGAGAUCCUGAAAAACACAGGAGAUCCCACAGUCCUGAAGUUGUACUUGAAAGUUUUUGUCCAUUUGUUUGGCAACGUUGCUGAAAGACAGCCUUUCCCAGAGAAAUUAGCUCUGGAGUGUGGUGAAAUCCUGUUCUCUAUGGUAGAGAGUGACCACCAAGGUCCCAGACUGCGCGGUCAUGCAAUGUGUGCAGCCACAUUGUUCCUCAGUCAACACCCUGAAGGCGAUCCUUUACGGGGACGGUGGAUUGCAACGGUAGAGCACUGGAGCGACUCCCUUUCAGACGAGGUGCUCAGGAUGGCUGCAGCCAAAGCCGCCCAAAUGGGUGGCCCAGCAUGGAUUUGGAGAGCCCGGACUUCGUCCAACUUCCUCCUUCAUUCCCAGGUUCUACGGCUGAUCGAGGCAGCGAUUCGUCUCCUCCAAGAUGAAGACCAACAGGUGCGCCAUGCGGCUGCUUCCUUCGUCAGCCGUUUGGUGCAGUCACCGUGGCCCGCCCAGCAGGUUCAACCUCACAACGGUUGCCUUCAGCUCCAGAGCUCCAAGGCUCUGCUCAGCCUGCUAGUGUUCCUGCUCGAAAACUUUGGGGACCAUCCUUCGACUUUUGCAUCCUUGAUGCACCUUCUCCCCAUGGUAGAACUCCGUGAAACCUUGAUGGAGCUGGAAAGCCAGGGGUAAGCAAAGAAAGGAAUGAAGGCAACCAAAGCAGGGUGUUGUGGUUAGCCGGCAGCAGGUGCGGACG